Messenger RNA from Brachypodium distachyon (stiff brome), 1224 nucleotides. Its product is annotated as calcyclin-binding protein. NCBI's taxonomy places the organism in Eukaryota, Viridiplantae, Streptophyta, Magnoliopsida, Poales, Poaceae. Gene Ontology annotation, molecular function: ubiquitin protein ligase binding; S100 protein binding; tubulin binding. The transcript has 5 exons. The record is from RefSeq and is a predicted model, not a curated record. The coding region runs from base 183 to 836 and encodes 217 amino acids.
AUUGCAUAACCGUCUCCUGCCUGGCCGUCCAUUCCUCUCGCCACUAGUCUCCUCCAGAACCUUCUCCUUCCUUCCACCCCAACCUAAACCCCCACGGACCUUCUGUAACCCGCAAGAACCGAAACGGCCUGCCCAACCGGAAGGCCCGACCGAACGAGAGAGAGAGAGAGAGAGCUCCUACGAUGUCGGCGGACGAGUUGCGGCUGGACUUGGAGGAGCUGCGGCGGCUGGAGAGCCUCGCCACGCGCCCUCGCGUCCUCUCCCUCCUCUCCAACGAGAUCCGCAGCGUCGACGCAAAGUUGGCCGCACGGACUGCGACUGCACCGGCACCGGCACCAGCGCCUCAGGCGGUCGCCGCGGUGGCCCCUGCUGGUGUGAAUUACGUCACGCUGGGGACAUUCAGCUGGGACCAGGAUAAUGAGAAGAUCACGGUUUAUGUAUUCCUUGAGGAUGUCGACCAAGAGAAGGUGGAGACUACUUUUAAACCAAUGUCGGUGGAUAUUAAGAUUCAUGAUGUUAAAGGCAAGAACUACAGGUGUGCCAUACCAAAACUGAACAAGGAAAUAGUUCCUGAGAAAUGCAAGGUUGUGGUCAAGCCUAAAAAGAUUGUCAUUACCCUUUGCAAAGCUUCUAAAGGCAGUUGGUUGGACCUGCACUACAAGGAAGAUAAGUUCAAGCCAAGCACGGCCAAAGAUAAGGAUCCAAUGGCAGGAAUCAUGGAUUUAAUGAAGGGCAUGUAUGAGGAAGGGGACGACAAUAUGAGGCGCACAAUAGCCAAAGCAUGGACUGACGCUAGAUCCGGGAAGACAGCUGAUUCAGCGAAGGGGUUACCUUGAGCCGGCAGUUUUGAUUCCAGAGCUGCUUUAUGUGCUGAGCUAGUCGGUGUGAGUGAGGGUACUACUAUGAAUAUCGCUAUUGCGUGGAUGUGGUCGCUACAUGUCUGACAGAAGCACUUCUAGUAGUACUGAAUUCUCUUUGAAAAUGUGAGAAAUUGUCACGCUGAGCCAAUUGCAGUUUCUUAUUUCAAAUAUGUCUGUGUGAUUAAAGGGAUGUAUAUAUGUGUGCUACGUCCGUGUUGCUGACAUGCUGGUAGGCAUGUUGGGUUUGAAUCGCUGGCUUAGCGAGUCGCGGACCUUGUUGGUUGUCAAUUCGGCAUGGCAUGUUUGCCCAGUCGUAGCCAGCAUGUAAUUUGGUGUCAAAUUCUGCAUGGAAUGUUUGUGCUAA